Molecule: messenger RNA, 2967 nt
Organism: Emiliania huxleyi CCMP1516
Lineage: Eukaryota; Haptophyta; Isochrysidales; Noelaerhabdaceae
Exons: 5
Coding region: 1-2967 (988 amino acids)
Biological process (GO): transmembrane transport
Molecular function (GO): transmembrane transporter activity
Source: RefSeq, a predicted model, not a curated record
AUGCGGGACCCCAAGGACUUCAAGAUGUUCAACGGCAAGGACCUCGACCCGCACAACAAGCAGCACUGGCCCGGCGUGCUCAAGAUCUUCAGCAAGAAGACUGCUGACGAGCUGAAGCGGCGGAUUGACGCCGGCGAGACUCACCUCAAUGCCACCUUUGCCGUCGUGAGCGUCUUCAGCACGUACCUUUCCUCGUGGCUCGAUCGCGGGCGCGAGCCGCUGGACGUCAUCGAGGACGCCGCCUUGGUGCUGGGCUUUGUGCUGCACUGGCGCCGGCACGUGACCUCCACCCGAGGCCUCACUCUCGAGGCCAACUUUCUGACCCGCGAGACCUUCCUUGACAUUGUGACGUCGUGCCAUGGCUGCAUUUUGCGAUUCAUUCAGUUCCGUGACAACUUUGGUGGCCGGUUCAAGCCGGACGGGCCGCGCUUCACGUCGGCCUUCUCUGAGUACUUCUUCCAGUACGGGCGGAUGGCGCAGACAAACUCCCCGGUGGUGUCGGUGAUGGGCUGGGCGCGGCAUCUCGAUCACUAUCUGUACCAACAGCAUCUGGAGGCUGCUCAGCCGGGGUUGAAGAUCCCGGCCUCGUGCCGCGGCAUCCCGCACUCGAUUGAGCGGAUCAAGAUCGACACCCCGCCGCCAGGCUGGUUCCCUACGAACCCUCAGAUGAUUGCCGCCCUCGACAGGGGCCUAGCUCGUGCGAUUGAGCUCCUUCAAUCCUGUGGAGUCCGCGCCAACCUCUGUGCGCGGACCGGCUUCUUCAAGCAGCCGUGCUUGCACUUUCCUCUGGCUGACACCUAUGUCCAGGGUGGCGCGUCGCUGGAGGAGCCGGGAGAGAAGGAGGAUGAUCCAAACGGCACACCCGAUGCUGAGCCGGCCGAGCUGACCGCCAUGGGCGCACAGGAUGCUGCAGAUGCCGAGGCCGUGCUGAACCAGCUGAUGCGGAACGGGGCCAACGUGGCGCCUCCAACCGGCGGCGAGGAGGGCAGCAGCGCAGAGUUUUUUGAGGAGAUCUGUAAACUGCUGGCAGAUUUCAACGUCUCCAUCCAGGAGGAGUCAAAGGAUCGCAAGCUCCGCUUCCACGUCAAGCGGCUCAUCAAAUCCCAUCAGCAGCGGGGCGAGGAUGUGGAUGAGGAGCUCGACUUCUACAUGGAUGAUGAUGACGUUGCGGUGCUCUUCACCAUGGAGGACAGCUCCAAGGUCUUUGCCAUCGGCAACAUUGAGCAGGUGGCCGUCGCCGACGGCACGGUAGACGCGCGCCGCGCCACUGGCAGCUCCAGCGCAGAGUACCUGCGCCAGCUCUCCAUGAGUCAGCGCAGCAAUGGGGUCUUCAUCAACGACCCCAAGGGCCUCUUUUUCCUCCGGUGGUACCGUGAGGUGAAGGGUGACGGGACCCCCCCAGACGGCCCGCGCUACCAGAACAGAGCGUGCAAGUACUACAAGCUGACGAGCGACAACGAUGGGGAGGCCUUCCGCUGGACCAGCAACUACCAGAUCAUCAGCAAGGUGUACCUGAAGAAGCACUCCACCCUGCCUCUCUGCUAUUCUCUCAGUGCGGCAGACAAGAAGAUGGUGACGUCCACCAUGAAAAAGAUGCCGCUCCGCCGCGCGCGUGAGCUGCUCCUCGCGCAGCAGCCCGGGCUCGAGCAGCUGCACGCCGAGCAGCUGGCGCUGCCGCCGCCGCUGCAGGUGCUUCCCGUUCCGUUGCCCGACCGCGAGGCGAAGGAGGCCCGCCGCACCGCCAUCCUGCAGAUGGUCAUUCUGACGCUCUGUGGCAUGGCCUACCAAGCAGGCCUGGGCAUGUGCAUGCCAUUCUACGCUCAAUUCGCUCAGCAGCUUGACCUUGGCGAGGCUGCGGGCGGCUUUGUCAUCGCGGCGCCCUGUGUGGCGCGCGUAGCGCUCAAUCUCAGCAUUGGUUCGCUCGUGGACGACGUGGGACGCAAGCCGCUGCUAAUCAUCGGCAGCGCGGUGCUAUCCGUCGGCGCCUUUUGCACCGCCGCUGCCUCCUCACUCGGGGGCAUGCUCUUUGGAAGGUUGUGCGUCGGUGUGGGGGGCGCAGCUUCAGACAUUGCUGCGCAGGCCUGGCGGCUCGACAUCGUCUCUCACUGGCCGUCGUCGCGCGGAGCGCUUCUCGGCUGGAACCAGGCGCUGGUGACGCUGGCGUAUGCCGCCGGACCUGUAGUUGGAGGCCGCCUUGCGCUGCAGAGCGGGAUUCGCCAGCCCUUUUUCGUAUUUGCCUACAUUUGUGGCAUCUGUGCGCCAUUGUACGCCCUGAUGCCGACGGCGCCCUCUUCCUCCAUUCCGUCGACGAGCAGCACCGUCAAUGUCGUCUGCGGUCUGGGUGGUGCGCAGCACGGACCACUGCGCGCGGUGCUCAGCGACCCGCGGCAGCGGGGCCUGCUGCUGCUGCGCUACGCACUCGCUGCCGGCUGGGCCGCCUGGAUGACUGUGCUGCCCUCUAUAAUGGCCAGCCACUUUGGGGUGGACUCGUCUGAGAUUGGGCUGAUGCUCUCCGUGAUGACUCUGUUUGGCUUCGUGUCUUCUCCGCUGAGCGGCGCGCUGGCAGACCGGCUCGGCCAUAUCACGGUUGCCCGAGCCGGAGCCUUGGCCAGCGCGUGUGCGUUCGGCUUGCUGCCUUGCGCCGCGCUGCCGUGCUUCUUGCUCCUGCUCGCGGUGUGGGAGGCUGGCACGGCGGCGCUGGGCGCCGGCACUAGCGCCAGUGCCGCCGAGCUGACUCGACUAGAGUUGCGAGGUGCACAGAGCAGCCUGGUCGGCCAGGUGCAGGACGCCACGUUUGUGCUCGUGCCGUCGGCGCUCGGGAUGCUCCUGGCGCGGUUCGGCAGCGAGGCGGCGCUCUGUGUCAACACCGGGAUGCAGCUCUGCGCGAUUGCCGCGUCGGCGACGCUGACGAGACGCGCCGCGUUGGAAGCGAGGGACCUGAGGGACAAGCACGCGCGAGGCGUGUAG